Molecule: messenger RNA, 3252 nt
Organism: Plasmodium knowlesi strain H
Lineage: Eukaryota; Apicomplexa; Aconoidasida; Haemosporida; Plasmodiidae
Product: bromodomain protein 2, putative
Exons: 1
Coding region: 1-3252 (1083 amino acids)
Molecular function (GO): protein binding
Source: RefSeq, a predicted model, not a curated record
AUGAAUACAAAUAAUGACGAAAUGAGUAAUGUGUCGAAUGAUAGCAAUAUUGGUAUUAGUAAUAAUAUAGACGACAUUAACAACAUUAGCAAGAACCAUCUUGGCCAUGUUGGAAGUGUUGACAGUAUUAAGAAUGCUAUCAUAAGUGCGAACCAUUUUAACAGUACAAAUAAUAUUGUAGACUCAGAGAAUGAAAAUAGUAAUGAUCAUAUAGAGUUGAAAAAUGUGCAUAUGAAUAAUAAGAAUAUGAAUAACUACAGAUCCCUUUCUAAUGAAAACACAAUUGAUGAUAAUGGAAAUGAUAUGAAUUUCCUUAACGAUGAUGAUAAUGAUAAUUGCAAUGAGAGCAAUGAAAACAACCUCAGUGGAAACAUGGCAAUUACCAUCGAAGGCUCGAACGAUAGUGGAAAUUAUGACAAAGCCCAAUCUAGCGACAUUCCUAAUAAUGUAGGGGAUGAACAUAAUGGUGGCAACGAUAUUGCUAGCAGUGGCAUGAACAAUACGGGGACAACGCUCAGCGCAGAGGAUGCCCAAUUGAAUAAUGAUAAAACGAUUGUACCUAAUGGGAAUUAUAAAAAUGCGUUCUUCAAGAAUGUAGACGACGUGAGGAGUUUCGAAAGGGGUAUUCUCUACCUGACGGAUGAAGAAUUCAAUUAUAUAUCAAAUACAGUUAACUUGUUGGGAUUUCGAUUUUUUGAAAUUCCAUCAGAAAAAAGCAAGAGCGAUAAAAGAAAUACCUAUAGUGCAAUAUCGAAGAGACAUUUAAAUGAAAUUAAGAACCUACGUUGCUCCUUGUCGAACAAUAUAUACGAUGCGGGUAAAAGAAAGUCGAAAAAAUCCUUUGAUCCAUAUUAUUCAAAAGAUGAGACGAGUAGUACAACUACCAAGGAUAAUAAUGACACGCAAAGAGAAAUUACCCGCAAAAGGGGAGGAACAUACAACAAUUACGAGGAUGAUAAUAGGAGCUCCCUCAAUGAUGAUGAUAACAAGUACGCUAAUAUGAGUAAUAAUCACGUUGGCAGCAACGGCACGGCUGCUUUAGGUUCAUCCGUGUAUAGAGGAGGCGGGGCCUAUAAUAACAAAGUUGGCAGCAGUAGUGGCUCAGGAGUUAACACCAAAAUGAGCGAAAGUGAUAAAAUGGCACAAGGGAGGAAUAGCAGUAUGGUCAAAAAGGGGUCUAUUACUAAAGGUGAAAUGGAUAGCAGUAGUGUGAGUAAAAAUGCCUAUGGAGCAUUUCCCAACGUUGGAAAAGGAAAAUCAUCCAAAUCGGUUGGAAGUAGUAGUAGUAAAAAUAAUGCAGCGAUGCAUCACACUAAUUAUAAGCACGGAGGGGCAGGUUCCACAGGGACGGUUGCAAGUGGAAAGGAAACAUUAAAAAAAAGGCAACGAAGUAGCAACAAUAGUAUACCAGAGGAUGAUACAGUUGACGAAUACGAACAACACAAAAGGACGUACAAGAAGAGAAUAUACAAGGGUGGUAACCCUUGGAAAAAUUGGUGUUUCAAAAUAUUACAUAAAUUGAAGAAGAAAGAAAUAUGUUGCUGGUUCUUAAAACCAGUAAACCCAGAAUUGGAUGGAAUACCAAAUUAUUUUAAUGUUAUUAAGAACCCCAUGGAUUUUGAGACGAUAGAAAAUAAGCUACUAACGAACAAAUACAAUAAUCCAUUUGAGUGGCAACAAGAUGUACGACAAAUAUUUUUUAAUGCGUUCACCUAUCAUAAGGUGAAAAACUGCGUUUGGAAUGAUGCCUACAAGCUAGCCAAAGAAUUCGAUAAGUUAGUCAAACAACACACAGAAAUGAAGAAUAUUCUCAACGAAUGUACGAAAGGUUCUAAUUCUGUGUAUCUAGAUAUGAACAAAUAUAAUAAAAUUUUGGAAGAGAAAUAUGAAUAUGAUGAAAAUUUUCAUCACAGUAGUAGUAGUAGCUACGCUGGAAGUUCCAGUGAGGAAGUAAGUUCCGAUGAAUACCGUAGUAACAAAAGGUACAAUAGGAACAACAGUGCCAGUAAUGCCUACACAGUUAGGAAGAAAAAUAUGAUGAUGCAUGGAGGAGGGGGUGCAGGAGGGAACCAUGCAACUUAUCACAAUAUGGACGCAUCGACUCACAUGUACGGGGUGCCAAAUCGUAAGGGAUCAGGCGCGGCAGGCGAUAAUCGGUUUAAUAAAAUGAAUAAGCAAAUGUCGGGCAUGCCAUCAAAGAAUGCAAGAGACAAAUUUAUAAAUAACAAGAAGGAUAAUUGCUACGGUGUUGGAAAUAAUAACAGUAGCAGUGGAAAUAUGCACAUGAAUAGCAAUAAUAAUAGUAUAGAAUUUGAGCCGCCUAGCAUGGGAACGAUACCUGAACCACCAGGUAUUCAAAAGAUUGGGGCCAAUGAUAAAGGGUUAAAUAAUUAUCAAGUGAAUUUACUUUUUAAGAAUUUAAGAAGAUUAGCGCCAAACCAAAGAAGAGCAGCAUUAGAAAUUAUACAAGAUGAUUUGGGCAUACUGGCGGAGAAUCACAUGUUCGAUAGAUUUUUCACAUUUGACACAGAUUUGUUGUCCAUCGAAAAGCAGAAAAGAAUAUUUCUUUACAUUAAUCACAUGGGUAGAAUAAAUUUGGAGCAGUAUAAAGCUUCUCUCAUUCCAUCAGAUCAAAGGGGCCCUUGUACUAUACCCAAGGGUAAAAUGCCUAUGAAAAAUAUGAACAACAAAAAUUAUCUCAAAAGCACCAACAGUCUAGGUAACAACAGUAACAAUAGUAAUAAUCUUCAUUUUGAUAAGAGAAGAACAAAUAGGUAUCUAUCCUCGUCUUCUAAUUCGUCCGAUUCGUCUUCGUCAAACUCCUCCGAUUCUUCAACCUAUUCGACGUCCAGUGAGGAGAGCGAAUCAGAGGAGGAUAGUGACUCCGAUAUGGACUCAGAUUCCUAUGGAAAGAAGAAAGUAAAGAGGCAGUUAUCUUCCAAUGAGCGAAAAAAAGAAGUAAUGACAAACAAAUAUUUGGACAACAAGAGGAAAUCAUUACCGCAGUAUAAACCCAUUGAUGAGAAUAAGAAAAACUUACAGUUAAGGGAUGAUGUUAUGGGAAGGCAUGCUGAUUUUUUAGUAUCCAUGGAUGGACCAAAGAACGGCAAGAAGGAUCCCAAGAGUUCUGGCUCAGCUUGGCCGGAGUGGAAGGGGCAGGUUAUUCAACAGGCCAUCUUGACGCAACACCAGUCCAGCGUGCCCCUAAACAAGAAGGAGUUGAUAGCGGAAGGUUAUGACGCGAAAAUUUAG